Castor canadensis (American beaver) is the source of this 2907-nucleotide messenger RNA. It is a transcript of the gene Khnyn, whose product is annotated as KH and NYN domain containing. Gene Ontology annotation, cellular component: nucleus; cytoplasmic ribonucleoprotein granule. NCBI's taxonomy places the organism in Eukaryota, Metazoa, Chordata, Mammalia, Rodentia, Castoridae. The record is from RefSeq and is a predicted model, not a curated record. Gene Ontology annotation, molecular function: RNA endonuclease activity; mRNA binding.
UUCGAGAUGUGUAGAGAAGUCUGCGCUGGGUGAGGGACCCGGGCCCAGAUUCGGGUCCCCUGGGCUGGGGGCACCGGCGAAGCGGGGGCCCGGAGGCGCCGGGGGACACAGGCUGGAACGCGUGGCCCGGGCGGAACUCUGGGAAGAAGACAUGCCUACUUGGAGGGAUGCCUCCAUGACCCCUGACCGCUUUGCGGUGUCUGCUGAGGCAGAGGACAAGGUUCUGGAACAGCAGGCCCGCUUGGAGCGCAUUUUCAGUGUGGAGAUGAGUGUCCUCUCCAAAGACUGUCCUGAGAACCCUCACAUCUGGCUGCAGCUUGAGGGCCCCAAGGAGAAUGUCAGCAGAGCCAAGGAGUACCUGAAGGGUCUUUGCAGCCCAGAACUACAGAGUGAAAUCCAGUACCCACCCAGACUGCACUGCAUCUUCCUGGGAGCCCAGGGCUUCUUCCUUGACUGCUUGACUUGGAGCACAUCAGCCCACCUGGUACCCCGGGCACCCAGCUCACUGAUGAUCAGUGGCCUAACGGAGGCCUUUGUCAUGGCUCAGAGCCGGGUAGAGGAGCUAGUGGAGCGGCUGAGCUGGGACUUUCAGCCCCGGCCAUGCCCUGGAACUUCUCAGAGUGCUGGUGUACUGAGAGAUUUCUCUGCUCUGCUGCAGCACCAGGAGGAUGCCCACAGAGAGGCUCUGCUGCAGCUGCCUUUGGCUGUCCAAGAAGAGCUGCUGAGUCUGGUGCAGGAAGCAUCCAGGGGACAGGGGCCACAAGCACUUUCCUUUUGGGAGGGGUGGAGCCCAGGUCUGUUGGGUGCUCAGUGCCAGGGAGUCGGGGCUCUCCAGAAUGAAGGCAGGGGAUUCCUGGAUGCUGGAGCUUCUGUGGGGCAGGGAGCAUCAAAAGCAAGGCAAGAGAGUCAUACUGUGGAGAAGGAGGGAAGGAAACAGUACAGUCCCAGGGAGAUGGUUUUAGGGUGGAAGGAGCUACGUGGGGAAGAGGCCUGGGAGAGAGAAGUGGCUUUCAGGUCACAGUCACCAGGAUGCGUAGGGGAGGUGGGGCCCCUCAAAGGACAAGUCUUGGGGAAGGAAGGAGUGUCUCAGGAAAAAGAAGGGGUCAGUGUCCAAGGUGAGCCUCCUGGUACCCAUAACUCCUGUCAGAGGGCAGCUCCACCCCGAGGAGCCUCCCUCCUCCAGCGGCUCCAUAAUGGGAAAGCCUCACCUCCAAGAGUACCUAGCCCUCCACCUGCACCUGAACCUCCAUGGCCCUGUGGAGACCGUGGAGAUCGGGGAGACAAGCAGCAGGCUGUGGCUCGGGGUCGAGGGUCUCCAUGGAAACGAGGCACCCGUGGGGGCAACCUGGUGACUGGCACACAGCGUUUCCAGGAGGCCCUACAGGAUCCUUUCACCCUGAGCCUUGCCAAUGUUCCUGGCCAGCCAGAUCUCCGCCAUAUUGUCAUUGAUGGCAGCAACGUGGCCAUGGUGCACGGCCUCCAGCACUACUUCUCUAGCCGGGGCAUUGCCAUUGCUGUGCAGUACUUUUGGGACCGUGGACACCGUGACAUAACUGUCUUUGUGCCUCGGUGGCGCUUCAAUAAGGAUGCCAAGGCCAGAGAGAGUCACUUCUUGCAAGAGUUGUACUCCCUCAGCCUGCUCUCCCUUACCCCCUCACGAGUCAUGGAUGGCAAGAGGAUCUCCUCUUAUGAUGACAGGUUCAUGGUGAAGCUGGCUGAAGAGACUGAUGGGAUCAUUGUGUCUAAUGACCAGUUCCGGGACCUGGCAGAGGAGUCUGACAAGUGGAUGGAGAUCAUCAGAGAGCGUCUGCUGCCCUUCACUUUUGUGGGAAACCUCUUCAUGGUUCCUGAUGACCCGCUGGGGCGAAAUGGCCCCACCCUGGAUGAGUUCUUGAAAAAGCCAGCCAGGAAACAGGGCUCUUCUAAGGCUCAGCAUCCUUCCAAGGGAUUUGCAGAACAUGGUAAUCAGCAGCAGGGGAGGGAAGAGGAAAAAGGCAGUGGUGGCAUUCGGAAGACCCGGGAGACAGAGCGGCUGAGGCGCCAGCUGCUGGAGGUGUUUUUGGGUCAGGAUCACAAGGUGGACUUCAUUCUGCAACGGGAGCCAUACUGCCGGGACAUUAACCAGCUGUCUGAGGCCCUGCUGAGUCUCAACUUUUGAGCCUUACUUGGCUGCGUGGCUGCUACCCUGAUAGCUCCAGCUUCCCUCAGCUCACCGCCUUAUGUAACAGUCCCUCUGCUGCUCAGACUCUGACGGACUCACUCUGAAUUGGUGCUUUGGGUCAGGGAAGAGCAGUCAAGUGUGGGGAAUGCUUUUGCCUGGAGCACUUUGGCUAUAGGUCCAUAAAGUGACCCAAUCUCGAGUCAGGACCUUAACUCGCUCUGAAGAGAUUCUGCUCAGCCUUAACUUCUCAACCUUGUCUUAACACAGGGUUUCUGUAGGGAGAGGGGCUGUUCCUGGAGAUUGGGACUGCUGGCUCCACCUUCAAGCUGAGUUGGGAUGGAGGCCAGGGUGGACCAGAGGUGGCUUUCAAGCUGAGCCUUUCUUCCCCCUGGCUGCUGCUCUUGAUAUCUAGAGGACAGGGUACUUCUCAGGCUGAACUGUCUCCUGGGAGUAUGUUGGGGCAUGCUAGGCCAUGGAGGGGCUAUAGUUUUAGGUGGGCUGGGUUGCAGUGGGGUAGCAGGGAGCAGAGGGAGACCAGGCUUCCAGUCUCUGCUGUGCCUGUCUUGUGACUUUGAUUGAACUGCUUGGCCUUUCCUUCUGCCUUUAAAUCAGGUAAUAAUACCUGUUGGGAGGAGAGAUGUGAGCAUAGAGGAAAGUUCCUUGGAUCAUGUCUCAGGUGUUUAUGCCUGUGACUUCACAGGCUUCCUAAGUAAAGCCUCACUUUUAGAGAGAUGUGGAUCUCCCAU